Molecule: messenger RNA, 582 nt
Organism: Mytilus trossulus (common blue mussel)
Lineage: Eukaryota; Metazoa; Mollusca; Bivalvia; Mytilida; Mytilidae
Exons: 8
Coding region: 70-582 (170 amino acids)
Source: RefSeq, a predicted model, not a curated record
UUGCCAUUCAUUCCUCAAGGAGAUACCUUAACGUUUCAUCUUUUUGACUAAUUGCAGAAAAAACAUAAUAUGAACUUGAAACUACUUUCUGGAAUAGAAUUCACUGUCAUUGGUUUGAUUUGUCUUGUAUCCUGUGUUAAUGGUUUAAUAUGCUUAUCCUGUAAUAGCGCUAUUAAUAUCACUGACUGUUUAGGCCAGAAAAUUUCAUGUGAUACGGAUGAGAAAUGUUUCUUAGAUAAGAUAAUACUAGCUGAUCUAAGCACGGUAUUUUCAGGUGGAUGUAGAUCAAAACAAGUAUGUAAUCUGAUAUCCAGUGCUGUUGGGAAGAGAGAUACUGUGGCAUGUUCCAUGUGCUGUAAUAGUCCACCAAAUAGUACACACAUUCCGUGUAAUGGGUACUUGUGUAAUCAAGCACCUCAACAUGCUCAAGUUGGGGGAUCUUCUUGUGGCGUUUGUGACAGGGUUAGCGAUCCGAAAGAUUGUGCGAUUGAGCAGCAAUGUCAACCUAAUGAGACCAAACCUGCCACGACUCUACUAUUUGUGGAUGAAGAUUCAAAUACCAGAUGUCAUUAUUUGAAAUAG